AUGGGGACGCCGGCGUUUCCAAAUCUCGGGAAGCACUGCACCGUUGAAGAUUGCCGCCAGAUUGAUUUCCUUCCCUUCACCUGCGAUUGCUGCAAACAGGUAUACUGCCUUGACCAUAGAAGCUACAGCCGGCACAAUUGCCCCAAAGCCAACAAAAACGACAUAACAGUCGUCAUUUGCCCCUUGUGCGCCAAAGGAGUUCGACUUAUUCCCGAAGAAGACCCCAACAUCACCUGGGAAUCGCAUGUCAACACUGAAUGCGACCCUUCAAACUACGAGCAAGCAACCAAGAAAAGAAAAUGCCCCAUGCCCAGAUGUCGUGAGAUGCUCACCUUCUCCAACACAAUCAAAUGUAGAGACUGUGGGCUCGACCACUGCCUCAAACACCGGUUCGGGCCCGACCACAACUGUCCCGGCCCGAAAAAACCUGAGCCCACUUUCCAAUUCAUGAACUUUCUGAACAAGAGCAGCAGAAAGGACGAGCCCAACAAGAAAGCCGGAUCAGCCACUUCCUCGUCUUCUUCUUCCAACUGGGCUUCGGGCCUUUGGAAGGUAGCCUCGUCCGUUCGGGCCUCAGCUGAAGCCGGUAUUGAAAAGCUGAGCAGCGAGUUUAAUCAGGCAGUGAGUACGAAUGGUGGGGCCCAGGGGAGCACGCAGGCUGCCCGUGUGGGGAGUUCAUCGGGCGGGCAGCAGGAGGUUUGCCCGCAGUGUAGAAUGAGGUUUAAGAAUGUCGGGGCCCUUGUGGAGCAUGUGGAGAGAGUACACGAGAGGAAUGGGGUUAUGAAAGUGACACUUGAUGUUUGUCCAAAGUGUAGUAAAGGGUUUAAGGAUCCUGUUGCGCUCGUGGAGCAUGUAGAGAGAGAACAUAGAGGCGUUUCGAGAGCGUAA
This is a messenger RNA of Striga hermonthica, 888 nucleotides long. The record is from the annotation of a GenBank genome assembly. NCBI's taxonomy places the organism in Eukaryota, Viridiplantae, Streptophyta, Magnoliopsida, Lamiales, Orobanchaceae.